UCCACUUGCGAAGAGCAACAGGUCCAAAUCCUGUAAGUCCACGGCAGUUAGAAGCCUGUGGUGGUUGUGAGGAAGGCCCGAAAAAAAGACCUAUUGAUCGAUUGAGCCUAUUUCUGCACAAAGUGGAGGACGAUGUUUCGGACAGCUGUGGAGCAUGCCAAAAGGCAUCCUGGUCUAAUACCCCAGUUUUUCUUUAUCUGUCUGGGAAUGGGUGGAGCAUCUCUAUAUCUUAUCCGGCUGGCCAGAGGACCCCAUGUGACCUGGAACAAGACUGAGAAUCCUGAACCAUGGAACAAACUGGACCCCACAUACCAGUACAAGUUCGUGGCCAUUACCACAGACUAUAAAAACCUGAAGAAGGAGGGACCUGACUUCUGAAUCCCACAAAAUCAAAGAAGAUCCUGAUCUGGGUUGAGAUUCACUCUGUUUUUCCCCUUUGACCUGAACAAUGCAGGUGGAAGGUGAAAGAGAUCCUAGAUCAGAAUGAGUACAAGACCUUUUAGUGUCUAUGAGCCUGUAUGAUUUUGCCAAGAUGCUACUGACCCGAUUAAUAUGAUUAAUGUUACUUAUGCAUAUAUAUAUAUUUAGCAUUUGUACACACUAACACGCUGACUCAGGAAGAGGCAUCAGAGCAUCAGAUAAAAGGUUUUGCAUGUUUUAGAAAAUUCCGCAUGGACAUAAAAUAUCACAUUAAAAAAUAUGAUAUUAACCAUUUUCUUCUGUUCAAUGCAGCAAUUCUAAUGCUUCCUGGCUAUUUGUAAUACUGCACGAAUAUUGUUGGGAAAAACAAAAGUAAAAACACACAUGCAAGUUUAGCUGUCACUAACUUCAACAGUUACUGUGUCAGAGGAGGAAAACUGCAGACGUGCAUUAACAAGCCUGGGAUCUCUCAAUAAACAAAAUGCCUGA
Molecule: messenger RNA, 909 nt
Organism: Menidia menidia (Atlantic silverside)
Lineage: Eukaryota; Metazoa; Chordata; Actinopteri; Atheriniformes; Atherinopsidae
Source: the annotation of a GenBank genome assembly